GCAGCUGCAGCUGCGGAGCGGCGACGGGCCCUGGCAGGAGGUGCCCGAGUGUGUCAAUUCCGUGAAGGAUGAGGUCAACUGCACCAUCACGGAAGGCAUUGAGUCUCAGACCACCUACGAUGCGCGGGUGCGGGCCUACUGCUUGGAUCCUUUGGCCCAAAGCAACUGGACAGAAAUCUGGGCGCUGUUCGCGACCCCGGCAAUUCCAGCAGAGCCUCCGUUGGUGAGUCUGACUGCACGGGGACCGCAUGAGAUGUGGUUCUCUCUCCAGCCCCAGGAGCCCUGGGACUGCGUCCACCAGAGCUUCGUGGCCGAGUUUCGCAAGGUAUCAGAGGAGGCGCCGCAGGCCGAGGAUGCCUUGGAAUCCAGCGAUCUCGAGAGCGCCAACGAGAGCGUCCUCUGCUUGCCAGCGGUGCGCGCCCCUGCGCAGUGCCUGCUGCAGGGGUUGGUCUCCAACACCACCUAUUACGUCCGCAUUUGCGAGUCUUGCGCGGACUCGGAGGCAGAGGCCUGCGGAGACGCCUCCGACACAACGUGGAUGCAGUCGCCUUCUUCCCCCGGGAGCGUCCAGUUACAAUACAGAGCGCGCAGCCUCGCGAUGGUGAGCUUCAUGUCUCCGACGGAGCCUGGCAACUGCCUCAGCGAAGGAUGGGCUUUGGAGUACUUGAACGAGACCGAGCAGACCUGGCACCCCUUGGACACAUGCCCUCGUGCGCCCGGUGUAGUCUUGCAGCAGUGCUCUGUUGACAUCCACAGCCUGGUGCCGGAGUAUGAGUAUUGGCUGCGAGUCCGCGAGGUGUGCCUCGGUCUGAGCGCGCCCUCCGUAAGCUUCUUCCUGCCAGCACUCGAGGUCACAACCACUGAGCCUGUCGCCAUGGACCUUGAAUCUAACGUGUCCAACAUGAGCAAUGAGAGUGAGAUGGAGGACAUGUGGGAGCUGGAUGGAGAAGAGAACUACAGCAAUGCCAGCGCCAAUGCCAGCUUCAGCAGCUUCGCCAGCUACGCUAGCUACGCCGGCAAUGCCAGCAACGCCGGCAACGCCGGCAACGCCAGCAACGCCAGCAACGCCAGCGCCGACAACGAGGACGAUGAAGCUAAUGAGUCCUUUGAGAACUGGUCCAAUAGCAGCAACGCGAGCUCGGUGGUAGAUGAGAAUACGCAGGAGAUGCAGUCGAUGGCGGAGACGCGCUCGUCAUGUUCAGGUACCUGCGUCUGGACGCUGGGUCCUUGGAGCGCCUGCUCCAGCGGGUGCGGGGAGGGCCUGCAGAGCCGAGAGGUCCACUGCCCCAGCAGCUCCCUGGAGGACUGCCCCAAGCCAGUGCCGGAGAGCACCGUGGCCUGCACGUCGACCGCCGAGUGCAGCUGGGUGUCGUCUUGGGGUGAAUGCAGCGCCACGUGUGGCGCCGGUGUGCAAGUCCAGCAAUGGAGCUGCCCCAGCGGCAGCGCCUCGGACUGCGGCACUGCGCCGGCUUCUUCGGAGCAGAGCUGCUACGCGACUAUAGGCUGCGAGUGGCUCGCAUCUGACUGGACAGCCUGCAGCGUGCAGUGUGGCUUUGGAACAAGGGAGCGCACUGUGACCUGCUCUUCUGGUGUGGAGGCGGACUGCGCCGGGGCGCGCCCGGAUUCCACGGAGGUGUGCCACGAGGUGUCGGAGUGCAACUGGGCGGCGGGCGCGUGGGGCGCCUGCAGCAGCUCCUGCGGCGACGGCUUCCGCGCGCGGGAGGUGAGCUGCUCCUCAGGCGCCGCCAGCGACUGUGCGGCGCUGGAAGUGCCUGCGUCCGCCGAGCCCUGCCGAGAGGUGCGCGGACAGGGUGACAGGAGUCCUUGAGACCAAUGCUGGCCGUUUGCAGCUGGUGCUUCGCAAGCGUGACAUGCGGAUGCUGCAGCAGUGUUUC
Effrenium voratum is the source of this 1895-nucleotide messenger RNA. Lineage: Eukaryota; Dinophyceae; Suessiales; Symbiodiniaceae. The record is from the annotation of a GenBank genome assembly.